UCAGUUGUCAUUCAGAUGGAAAAAAUAUCUUUGCAAGUGUGAUUUUGAACCGUCAUUGGAAAAUUGCGUUUUAGUUAAAACUUUAUAAAAGAAAGAAUUGAAAUAAUUUUUUUAAUAUCAUAAAGAGCUUAGAUGUGUGUUGAUAGAAAUUAUACGCUAACCUCAGCUCCUUUGCAGAGCUUAAAAAUUAAAUAAUAUCCUCAGAGUUUCGUAGUUCUCAAGUUUCUGAAAAUUAGAGGUCGUUGACAAGCGGAAAACAGAGCAUAUAAUUAAAAUAAAUCAUUGGAAACCUUUUUUACACAAAACGGAAAGGAUUCAAUAACUGCAUACGACCAUCAUGCCUCAAUCUCGAGCUUCUGCCGCUGCCGAGGUAGUUAAUAAUGCGGCUGGUCCUCAGCCUCUAGUAAAAAUUGGUCAUUAUCUCUUGGGUGCCACGUUAGGAACAGGCACUUUUGGUAAGGUAAAGAUUGGUGAACAUCAGAUGACUAAACAUAAAGUGGCCGUGAAAAUAUUAAAUCGACAAAAAAUCAAAAGUUUGGAUGUGGUUAGCAAAAUUCGCCGUGAGAUACAGAACUUGAAACUCUUCCGUCAUCCCCAUAUUAUUAAGUUAUAUCAGGUGAUUUCCACACCCACUGACAUUUUCAUGAUUAUGGAGUAUGUUAGCGGUGGUGAACUGUUCGACUAUAUUGUCAAGCAUGGAAAAUUGCAGGAGUACGAGGCACGUCGAUUUUUCCAGCAGAUUAUUUCGGGUGUUGACUAUUGUCACCGUCACAUGAUUGUGCAUCGCGAUCUGAAGCCCGAAAACUUAUUGUUGGAUCAUAAUCGUCACGUUAAAAUAGCUGAUUUUGGUUUAUCUAAUAUGAUGUUGGAUGGUGAAUUCUUGCGUACAUCUUGCGGUUCUCCUAAUUAUGCCGCUCCGGAAGUUAUUUCGGGUAAACUUUACGCUGGCCCUGAAGUGGAUAUUUGGUCUUGUGGAGUGAUUUUAUAUGCUUUAUUAUGCGGUACAUUGCCUUUUGAUGAUGAACAUGUUCCCACAUUGUUUAGGAAAAUCAAGUCUGGCAUUUUCCCUAUACCGGAGUAUCUGAAUAAGCAGGUAGUGAAUUUGGUUUGCCAAAUGUUGCAAGUGGAUCCUUUGAAGCGUGCCACCAUAGAAGAGAUCAAAAAGCACGAAUGGUUUCAAAAAGAUUUGCCUUCGUAUCUAUUUCCAUCUUCUAUAGAACAGGAUUCUAACGUCAUUGAUACGUAUGCCGUGGCAGAAGUAUGUCAAAAGUUUGGUGUUAAAGAGCAAGAAGUGCACAAUGCCUUACUAAGCGGAGAUCCUCAUGAUCAAUUAGCUAUUGCUUAUCAUUUGAUAAUAGAUAAUAAACGUUUCGCUGAUGAGGCUGCUAAAACGGAAAUAAAUAAUUUCUUCGUUGCCGGUUCGCCGCCACCCGUCGCCCAUUCGCCUAAUGAUCUUGGUCAAGAUAUAAGCGCAGGCGGCUCCAGUUCGGGUACAUCGACCCCAGGGCGUACUUCUUUAAUCGGUUCUUUAAAACCUCAUCCAGAGCGCAUCGCUCCUUUAAGGGAACGCCAAUUGGCCAUGUCAGUUCAAACGUCAGGUGGUGCUGCUUUUCCAGAAAAAGCGGCUCGUGGCACUCCUAUCAAACGUGCCAAAUGGCAUUUGGGUAUACGAUCUCAAAGCAAGCCGAAUGAUAUCAUGUUGGAAGUUUACCGAGCAAUGAAGGCCCUAGAUUAUGAAUGGAAAAUAAUAAAUCCAUAUCAUGUCCGUGUACGUCGUCAUAAUCCAAAGAAUGGCAAAUAUUCUAAAAUGUCUCUUCAACUCUAUCAAGUCGAUGCUAAGAGUUAUUUGUUGGAUUUUAAAUCUUUAACAAACGAUGAGGUCGAGCAAGGUGAUGACGUCAUUUUAGAGAGUUUAACUCCACCCGCUCUAAGUAAUACCGGUAUAAUGCCUACUCAACCAACGGGACAUCAUACCAUGGAAUUCUUUGAAAUGUGCGCCGCUUUAAUAAUACAAUUGGCCCGCUAAUCAUCUUGAAUUCUUCUAAAUAAAAUACAAAACUUACAACACGUGACACUGGCUAACGUUCAGUAAAUAGAAAAAAGUCUUCAAAUUAUAUAGAUAUUGUUGUUGUUUUUGUGUUGAAUUUCAAUUCUGGUAAUUUUGUAAUAUGUAAAAAUAUUUGUUUUUUUUUUCUUUUUAUCAUUGUUUCUCCAAUUGUUUUUAAACGCGUAGUGAAAAAUCAAAGAACAUUUUUAAUAGCUUUAAGAAAUUCCUGUUAAAAUAUAUAUUAGAGAAAGAUA
Molecule: messenger RNA, 2301 nt
Organism: Glossina fuscipes
Lineage: Eukaryota; Metazoa; Arthropoda; Insecta; Diptera; Glossinidae
Gene: AMPKalpha
Product: 5'-AMP-activated protein kinase catalytic subunit alpha-2
Exons: 1
Coding region: 338-2026 (562 amino acids)
Biological process (GO): intracellular signal transduction; protein phosphorylation
Cellular component (GO): cytoplasm
Molecular function (GO): ATP binding; protein serine/threonine kinase activity
Source: RefSeq, a predicted model, not a curated record